AUGAUGAUGAUGAUGAUGUAUGAUGAUGAUGAUGAUGAUUCGGAUGAUUAUGACGAUGAUGAUGAUGAUGAUGAUGAUUCGGAUGAUGAUGAUGAUUUGAUGAUGAUGAUGAUGAUGAUGAUGAUGAUGAUGAUGAUGAUGAUGAUGAUGAUGAUGCUGAUUCGGAUCAUGAUGAUGAUGAUGAUGAUGAUGAUGAUGAUGAUGAUGAUGAUGAUGAUGAUGAUGAUGGUGAUUCGGAUGAUGAUGAUGAUGAUGAUGAUGAUGAUGAUGAUGAUGAUGAUGAUGAUGAUGAUGAUGAUUCGGAUGUAG
This is a messenger RNA of Echinostoma caproni, 309 nucleotides long. The record is from the annotation of a GenBank genome assembly. NCBI's taxonomy places the organism in Eukaryota, Metazoa, Platyhelminthes, Trematoda, Plagiorchiida, Echinostomatidae.